AUGGAGCCAACCAAAGAGUCAACCGUGGUUAACCCACCGGCUACUGCCGCCGAACCAGUUCCCCACACUCCGGCCACAAUAGAGACAGCGACUACACCAGCAACAGUUUCAACAGGGCUUGCAGCGUCGGCUACAGCACCUGAAGUAGUCCCAACACCAGAACCUGCCACAACUCCUGCUGCAACCGCCGCACGAUCAGCACCAGUAGAAGAUCCGAUGGCAAUCAUACCAGCAGAUGCUCCACUUGGACCUCCACCACAAUAUGACGAUCACCACAAAGACGCAAUCUCAGCACCCGAACCCGCCUUCACUGUACCAAAAAUCGACUCACAAGGCAUACCCAUCGGCCAACAAGUUCCACCCUCUCAUAGAGUCAUCCCAAUAGCCCAGCUAGGAGAGGAGCCCCGAUGGAUCCAGUGUCGAUUCUGCUACCACGAAGCCUUGACCAGAGUGCAGAAAGAAAGCACCAGCGAUACCACUAUGGCUGCUGCCUGCUGCUGUCUUUUCGGCGGUCUUUGCUGCGCUUUUAUACCCUAUUGCUUCGAAAUGUGCCACGACAGCCACCAUUUCUGUACAAACUGUGGUGCGAAGGUAGCGGUUCGUCCGCAUGAGGGUCCGAUUCAGGAGUUCUACCCCGGUCCUGCUGGCCCUGUUAUGGUGGCGCCUGCGCCUGUUCAACAGCCGCAGUCGACUAUGGAUAAA
Penicillium paradoxum is the source of this 702-nucleotide messenger RNA. Its product is annotated as LITAF-like zinc ribbon domain-containing protein. Gene Ontology annotation, molecular function: zinc ion binding. The transcript has 3 exons. The record is from RefSeq and is a predicted model, not a curated record. The annotation marks the transcript as partial. NCBI's taxonomy places the organism in Eukaryota, Fungi, Ascomycota, Eurotiomycetes, Eurotiales, Aspergillaceae.